AUGUAUGCACGUGUGUAUGGGUGUGCAUGGGACUGUGAAUGGGAGGACGGAGUCGAUGUGCACGCACAAGCAUUUAGCUUCUAUUGCGGUCACGUUAUUGCGCUCGGCAACCACCACCGGCAUCACGAGGUGGAGGAACAGGAGGAGGUCGAGGCAUGUGGUGUUGUUGCUGCUGCUGGUUAUGCUGGCUGGGGCUGUUGUCGUGGUGAGCGCGCACUAACGCGCGUUCCGCAAUCCACUGGCGGCGAUGGGCUCCAAGAGCUCCUGCAAUUAAGAUUCCGGAUUGCGUUUUCCGAACGGGAACGGGAACAGAUUGCACAUAAUCGGAACAGCGCAGCCCUGAGCAUGGAGGUGGUGGAUGGAGAUGGCGAAGUGUGUUUCGAAGAGGCGUAUGUUGUGAGAAGCGCGUCUGAUCAAAGCUGGAGCAGCAUGUUUGGGAUGUUGUCCACGAUUAGCAACCGAAUCGCGGAAAUGCGAUCAAAGAUCAAGGCAAUCGACAGCAGACUGAGUACGUGCGAGGAGCAACAAGUGGAAAGUACGGCCAUCGUCGGGGGCGAGGUGGACGAGCUAGCAACGCAGAUGUCGGCACUGAACCGUGCUAUUGGAAACCUCCAGUUCGAUGCUAUUGCAGCGCCGAUAACUGCCUUUAUAACGCCUGCCACCUGUAAAGAGGAUCUGGAUGAUCUCGAAUCCAAAGCGAAGGACAAACAGUUUGUGAAUCUGGUGGCCCACACGUUUGCCCGCGAAUUCGGCUAUAACCGGCAAGGAGAGGGAGCGCAAAUCUUUCAACAAGUAAUGCGCUACUUCUUCGACAAGGAUUUCCUUAUGGCUUGUACCUGGUCCGGAAUACAUAGGGACACGAUCAAGUAUCUGCCCCAAGGCACGAUUCCAAGCACUCCGAUCUUUAUUUAUAGCAGCCUCAGAGAACUGAUUCAUGCCUGUGUGACCAUUUCCGAUGAGACAUUCACACAAGCGGAAUGUGUGGCAAUGAUUCGUACGUGUCUUAGGAGUUCCCGAAUGAAACUUAAAAGAUUAUGCACUCGGACGAAUAAGAAGGCAAAGGAGAAUAUUCCUUCCGAUGAAGUAGCGGUAAAGGGGCUAGUAGAAAAUCAGCUACGGCGGUUGCGGAGUGCUGCCGAAACGGACACAUGAGGGUGGAAAUUUAAAAACGAAAUUAAAUAAA
Anopheles aquasalis is the source of this 1183-nucleotide messenger RNA. RefSeq lists its product as uncharacterized. The record is from RefSeq and is a predicted model, not a curated record. Lineage: Eukaryota; Metazoa; Arthropoda; Insecta; Diptera; Culicidae.